GUGUGCCACAAGUUCAUGAAGACCCCCGAACAGCUGUUGGAGCAUAAGAAAUGCCACACUGUCCCCACCGGUGGGCUCAACUCAGGACAGUGGUGAGUUUCAGACUCCUCUAGGUGCCCAUUCUGCAUUUAUUCCACCAACCGCCCCGCUGCCAUGGAGUGCCACCUCAAGACCCACUACAAGAUGGAGUACAAGUGCCGGAUCUGCCAGACAGUGAAGGCCAACCAGCUGGAGCUGGAGACGCACACCCGGGAGCACCGCCUGGGCAACCACUACAAGUGCGACCAGUGCGGAUACCUGUCCAAGACCGCCAACAAGCUCAUCGAGCACGUGCGUGUCCACACCGGGGAGCGGCCCUUCCACUGUGACCAGUGCAGCUACAGCUGCAAGCGCAAGGACAAUCUCAACCUGCACAAGAAGCUGAAGCACGCCCCACGCCAGACCUUCAGCUGCGAAGAGUGCCUGUUCAAGACCACACACCCUUUCGUCUUCAGCCGCCACGUCAAGAAGCACCAGAGUGGGGACUGCCCCGAAGAGGACAAGAAGGGCCUGUGUCCAGCCCCCAAGGACCCGGCCGGCCCUGGGGCCCCGCUCCUGGUCGUCGGGAGCUCCCGGAAUCUCUUGUCUCCCCUGUCAGUCAUGUCUGCCUCCCAGGCUCUGCAGACCGUGGCCCUGUCGGCCGCCCACAGCAGCGGCUCAGAGCCCAACCUGGCACUCAAGGCUUUGGCCUUCAAUGGAUCCCCUUUGCGCUUUGACAAGUACCGGAACUCAGAUUUUGCCCAUCUCAUUCCCUUGACAACGUUGUACCCCAAGAACCACUUGGAUCUCACAUUCCACCCUCCCCGGCCACAGACUGCGCCCCCCAGCAUCCCCUCACCCAAACACUCCUUCCUCGCCUAUCUCGGACUAAGAGAAAGAGCAGAGACUGUCUGAGGGCAGCCGUGUUCUGUACCAAAAACAAAGAGACAAAGACAAACACACAAAACUUAAACACAACCCCAGCAGGUGUAUGUUGCUGCAAAACCUACAGACCCCCAUGGGUCUGAACCACGUGUACUGUAUAUCUUUAGUAAGGAAUAGAGAAUUGGCUCUGUGUGUAUACCUAUUGCAUUGACCUGAAAGCUGCUUUAUCCAAUCUUCAGAAAGGUGACCUACUGCAUACUCUACCUUCAGAGGCAUGCCUCCCCAGCCACCCACUCCCACUCUCAGCCCUUCUCCGUGCUUUUCUCUGAACGGAAUUUUGUCUUGUUAUACCCUAAAGAGAGUGUCCUUAAUAGCAAUCAGCACUCGUAAGCUUAUAUACUGGUGCAUUUGGAUUUUCUGUUGGGUGAAUGGGGUGUGUGGGCAUUUGUGGAUUCUGAAAGAGAAAGCCGUGUGUCGUGUGCCAUGACAUUUCUAUUGCACAUUCUUUGUACUAGCUUCUUUAACAGCGAUGGACAUUCUUUUCCCUCCUGGGUUGAUCAUCCACUACAGUCUCUCCCUGGGCUCCUUCAUCCCCUUCUGUCUCUAUUCUGUGGCUACAGAGUGGUAGGGCCUGGUGCUUGGUCGAUGAAGGAACAGUAAACGUCUACAGUGCUGCUGGAGAUUUCUGACAGAGUGCUGGAGACCUUGUCCUCAGAUCUCUUCUGGUGAUGAAGAUACAAGGAAUCAAGUGACUGAUCUGAAAGAAAUAUCUUGCAGCACUGCAGCUAACCUCACAAAACUUAAGUGUGUUUUGUGUGCGUGCCCAUACAUAGACAAUGUGUAUGGUGCACAUACACAGUGCGUCAUUUUUUAAAGGGCAGAUUAUAUAUAUAUAUAUAUGAUGUAUUAAUUCAGUGGUUACCAUUUGUUUGCAGGAGAAAAAAUUGUAUGAGUGAAAAAUUUUAUGGUCGAUAAAUCCAGCCAAGGAGAUUAAAAGGGGUUUGGAUAAAUUCUGGGUAUAAAUGCUCAGACUAAAAAAAAAGAAACAGCAGUUUUGCACAGUGCUUUGGUCUUGCACUAGUUUUUGUUUCGCAUCUGAAGAAAAAAAGUGAAAUAAAAGGAAGAAAAUGUACCUUUUUUAUGGAAUGAGUAGAAUGUAUGUUUGAAAAUUUAGCCACAACCUCUUUGACAUAUAAUGACACAACAAAAAGGUGCUGUUUAGUCCUAUGGUUCCGUUUUUGCCCCUGAGAAGUUUCCAUUGUGUUUGCAGAUCCUCUGGCUAUAGCGAUAUCCUCCAUGUUAUUAGUAAUUCUGUAUUCCAUUUGUUAACGCCUGGUAGAUGUAACCUGCUAGGAGGCUAACUUUAUACUUAUUUAAAGCUCUUAUUUUGUGGUCAUUAAAAUGGCAAUUUAUGUGCAGCACUUUAUUGCAACAGGAAGCAGGUGUAGAUUGGUUGCAUAGCCCUUUGCUAAUCUUAAAAAGUAAUGGGAGAUUUUAAAAGAAAAAAAAGGAAAAAAUCUUUGGCUAAAUAUGUUCCUUGCUUGUAUUUUUAAAGACAACAGAAUUUCCAGUAUGAAACAGGCUGAAAGAGCAGAAGGAAUGUGCUUUGUACAUUAAUGGGAAGUUUGGAAUAUAAAAGUUUAUAUAUUAUUUAUCUAUUGAAGAACUGGUGUACAGGAGGAGCGCUUUCUUACCGUGUUACCAUUUUCCAUCAUGUGUUAUUCUAGAGUUGGGAUUUUUUUUUUUCCUCAUGUUUCACCAGGGGAAAAUAAAAGCAUCCCUAAUUUUCUUCCUCUAAUCAGUUUGCUUCAUCAAAAGCCCCCUGGAAAAGAGUACAGUUCUACAGGAAGCCAGAGACUGUACUGCCUGUCCCCACCAUGGUCUCCCCCUCUCCUCUUCAUACCAACCCUCCUUCCCCCAGGCCUAUGCUCCUCUUCACCAGCCAUCCAGCCAUGGUUGGGGAGGCUGCUGGUGCCCUGGCAAACCUGUUUACACUAAAGGAGAUGUCUACAGGGCAGGGAGGCCCAACCAGCUAGGGCAUGAAGCUCCCAAACCCUCAGUCAUCCUCCAGCAGAGACCCUUGCACUUGGCUGUGUUUAGAACAUCGUUCAACCUCGCCAUGUUAAUGUCUCAGUAAAAGACACUAUAGACAGUUAUGGACAAUACACUCCAAGAAUACUGGGCUCAUGGGUGGGUUGUUUUUUUAAAAUGUCAUGUCUUUAUCCCCAUAUAAUGGAGAAUGUGCCACUUGGCUAAUAAUGUGUUUUCAAAAUUACAAGUUCAGUGAUGACAGGAAAGAGGGCUAUGGUGAUCCCACAGAGGCUGGCAGAAAAGGUGAAUCACACUUAAGCACCAGCAGGUUAAAAACCUAAAAGGGUGACCCUGACAAUUAGGACUAUAGGUUUUACAGCGUGCCACUUGUGCAAUAGGAGGUCCUAGGCUUGAAACUUUCAAGAGUGACAGGGGUGAUGGAAGGAGACGUUUAUUGCUCAAAUGCCAUGCAUUUCACUGCUUGCCACUGAACUUGUAUUUGAAUGACUUAGUAAUGCUUAAUAUAAUUGGGCAACUUUUUUAGCACUUUGGAAAGAGUCAUCAAUCUUUCUGGUAAAUUAUAAAAGUUUUCUGAGUGAGAAAAGGUGUGUUUGGAGUUCGUUUGACUUUUUAUAUUAUUAUUGUUAUUAAUUAAAAAAUCUACAGCAUUUUUCAAACUCCACCUAGAUAAUAUAUACCCCUGAAUUUGGUUUGCAGUUUGAUACUCAGGGAAGGAUGUGUUCCAUAGAUAUCCUUUCCGUGUAAAACACUAACAUCUUUGAGAAAUUCACCUACCAACUAACUUCAAUUCUGUUUUCACUAUGCAUUCUUCAAUGAAAGCUAGCUUAUUUUUCCAUAUAGUACUGCAGUUAGGGUUCUCAGCACUUUCUUCUGUCCUUUUUUUAACUCUUCAUAUUAUGUUCAGAUGAUCAUACUGUCAAGGUUUGUGUACAUUACUGAAAAUUUGUAUUGUAUAAAGCUUUUUGCAUUACAAGGCUGUACAGGGUCAUUUUGACAGUAACUGGUAUAUUCCUUUGCAUCUUAUGUUGCAUUGCCAAUUUCUAGUGUAUCCAGUUUGAAAGUAUAAUAUACUCUAAUUAAAAAAAAAAAAAAAGAAACGGU
Galeopterus variegatus (Sunda flying lemur) is the source of this 4056-nucleotide messenger RNA. RefSeq names its product zinc finger protein 513-like. Bases 154 to 933 code for a protein of 259 amino acids. Gene Ontology annotation, cellular component: nucleus. The transcript has 3 exons. NCBI's taxonomy places the organism in Eukaryota, Metazoa, Chordata, Mammalia, Dermoptera, Cynocephalidae. The record is from RefSeq and is a predicted model, not a curated record. Gene Ontology annotation, biological process: regulation of transcription by RNA polymerase II. Gene Ontology annotation, molecular function: RNA polymerase II transcription regulatory region sequence-specific DNA binding; DNA-binding transcription factor activity, RNA polymerase II-specific.